GGAAGCGGAAGCGGCAGCGCCUCGUGGUUCCGGCAGAGGCGCUGGGAGCUACUGCGGCCUGUUCUUGUUCCCAUUCACACUUCAGCCUCCUUCCCUGCUCCGAGUCCCCCAGUUCUCGUUCUCCUCCCAUUCUUGGUCCCAUUCCGGCUUCUUUCCCGGACCCAACUGCGUUCCCAUUCCCGUUCUCGGCCCCCUUCUUAGUCCCAUUUCCGGCUUCAUUCCCUUCCCAUUUCUGGCCCUGUUCCCAUUCCUGGCCCCGCUCACAUUCCCGUUCCUGCCAUGGCGGUCCGCGCCAGCUUCGAGAACAACAACGAGCUGGGCUGUUUCGCCAAGCUCACCAACGCCUAUUGCCUCGUGGCCAUUGGCGGCUCCGAGAACUUCUACAGCGUGUUCGAGGGGGAGCUCUUCGGGACCAUCCCGGUGGUUCACGCCUCGAUCGCCGGCUGCCGCAUCAUCGGCAGGAUGUGUGUGGGGAACAGACAUGGGCUGCUGGUCCCGAGCAGCACAACAGACCAAGAGCUGCAGCACAUCCGCAACAGUCUCCCGGAUUCCGUGCGGAUCCAACGCGUGGAGGAGCGGCUAUCAGCUCUGGGCAACGUCACCACUUGCAAUGACUACGUGGCUCUGGUUCAUCCAGAUCUAGACAGGGAGACAGAGGAGAUCCUGGCAGAUGUGCUAAAGGUGGAGGUGUUCAGACAAACAGUAGCAGACCAGGUGCUGGUUGGAAGUUACUGUGUUUUUAGUAACCAAGGAGGAAUUGUGCACCCCAAAACUUCAAUCGAUGACCAGGAUGAGCUGUCUUCUUUGCUGCAGGUUCCACUCGUGGCAGGGACAGUGAACCGCGGCAGUGAGGUGAUCGCAGCGGGGAUGGUGGUCAACGACUGGUGUGCCUUCUGCGGGCUGGACACCACCAGUACUGAGCUCUCCGUCAUCGAGAGCAUCUUCAGACUCAACGAGGCUCAGCCAAGCACCAUCGCCACCAACAUGAGGGAUUCCCUGAUUGACAGCCUGACAUGAGCAGCAUUGGUUCCAACUUCCCAGAAAGCUCCUAAGGAGUGAAGUGGUGAACUGCACUUUGGAUCACAGACAUCCAGAUCUUCUUAUGAUGUUUCUGCAGGCUUGUCCCAAGGGACAGGCUACAAAACCAAAUUUUUGUCAUCUUUUGUAAACUGUUACCACAAGUUUGUGGUUUUGUGAUGCCUCAAAUUACCCCACAAUAUUUACUCUUGUGGCUCUUGGAUGUUGAUCACUAGAGAUUAUUUUGCCUUAAGUCUUGCACCGUGUCCUGCUGCACAGCAGUUUGUUUUGGCACUGCAUGUGCUGCCCUCUCUUUCCACACUCUUUCCACACUCCUGCCCAAGUGGUGUUUCUGCUCUAGGUACAUGUAAGACCCCUCUAUAUGUCUAGUACCAAAACCACAGUAGUUUACUUGCAACAAAAUAAUUCGAAAGUCAUCACCUGCUCCUUUGCCCUGUCUUGUAGCUGUUCCCAUGGGAUGGUGAUUCUGAAGUGAUCAGCUUGGAUGAAAACUGGGGGUUUUCAGUGUCAAUCCAAGUGCUUUUAACAACCUGAAUGUGAGAGUCCAUGGACCAAUAUUUGACCUGGUAUCAACCUGGGCUGCUUCUGAGGCACCUGCAGGAGGAGGCCUAAAAGGUGCACUGUUGCCAGUAGACUUAAUCUGUCCUAUAGGAAUUCACCUCCUACAACAGGAAACUCUUGGAAAUCAGCAAAUCCCAAUAGAUUUGAACCCCCUCACCUGGCAUUACCUUGGAGAUAAAGGUUAAAUAACAUGGUCCUAAGCAGUCAGAGGCUACAGAUUUGAGAGCUUCCUCUUGAAAAGCUCUGUAGGUGCUGCUUUCAGGCAGAAGAUUGUAAUUUCUUUCUACACUGCUGUUGCUCAGUGAAAAAAGCCCAUUUCAGCUACUUUCCUGCUUGCCCAUUAAGGAUGCACUGAAGGCAUGGAAGUGUCUCCAUUUCCCAUCCUGAGGGAAGAGGAAGCUCUCACUUGUCUCCACACAACUGCUUUGCUCUCACCUGGGUUCUCUUGUUGAAUGAUGACCUGAAAUGGGCAUGAGCAUGGGCAGAGCUCUUUUCAGCCCCAGUGCUUUGGGCUUCAUAGAAAAUAGAGUAAAAAUUUCCAUUUUUGUUUUACUGUCUGGAUGUUCAGGGAAGGCUUUGUAAGAUUUGGCUGAUAAAAAAAGGUUAUUUCUUAAACUUAAGAAUAAAGAUGAUGCCAUGAUCAUCUUUGAUAUCAUGCACCACCUGUCUUGGCCCUGACACUAAGUGUCCUCCUCUCAGCCUCUUAGUAUUUGGAGGGAGAAGCUGCUUCCCUUUGACCACCUCAGGGCUCAGUUCUUGGGUGGAGCAAAUGUGAUUCCUGUUUUAAAUGUGGGUCUGUGGGAAUUCUGAACUAGUGAGAUAGACCUAUGUACAAAGAAAACAAACUAUAAUAAAGAAUGGAUUUAGAAAUGUGAAUUAUGAGAGAGGAUAAACUUGGUGUUUCAAUGGCAGGUUGUGUCCCAGAAGACCUGUGCAGCUCUUUAAAGAGUCCACAGGGAUAGGGAAAAGGUCUCUUGUACUGUUGUAUUUUCAAAAGGCAUUUGACAGGAUUUUGUGCCAAAGGCAUUUGGGGACCUUGGGAGAGUGACUCCAUGGAAUGAGGGAAGCCCUCUAACUUGUCUGGUUUAGGAAAGUCGGUGGAUUAGGGCAGGGAAUUCUGGCCAUACUGAUUUAUUCUGACUAGUGAGGAUGAGGACUGGAUAGAAAGGGAAACUCAGUGCAGCUGAGUGUGAAGUGAGGCUCAUUGUGGUUAAGAAUCUAAAUUGCACCCAGCAGUGGUGAAUUCUGAGCAGUACAAGAGAACAUAUCCUGACUGAAGGUCCAUAUUGGAACAGACGUGCUCUAGCUUCAGUCAUGAUCAAGAAAGCAAAUGAUGUCUGGAACUAAUUAGGAAAAAAAAGCCCAAAGCAGCAUUAGCUGUAAAUCCAUGAUGCAUCUUUAUCCUGAGCGCUAUGUGUAGAUGAGAUGCAAGUGUUGCACAGUGGUUGCCAAGUGUUUCUGCAAAUAGAAAUUUUGGGGUAAUGCUCUCUACAUUAAAUUUUGGGUCUCAAAGUCCAAAAGAAGCUGGGGAAAGGGGAGGUGAAAUUCUCAUGCUGCUGCCCUUUACUUGCCCUGAGAUCCUGCCCCACAGUGCCAGAAGCUGGGAGGAAAGGAUGGUGAGGAGGAGGCUGAGCACAGCACCUGCCACAGCAAGGGUGAAAUGAGAGCCCAGGUGGAGGGUUCCAGAAUGGCAGGAUUCCAGGUGACAGGUCCUUUGCCUGACAGCCUGGGGCACAAGCACAGUGAAGCCCUUGCUGACCUUUUCAUGUGCUUUCAUCUCCAAUGCAGCACAGCAUGCGUGGUGAUGAUGCUAAAAGAUGUUAAGGAAUAGUCAAUAAAAUCAAAUUGUAUGUCCCCAGAGCUGGGU
Molecule: messenger RNA, 3466 nt
Organism: Catharus ustulatus (Swainson's thrush)
Lineage: Eukaryota; Metazoa; Chordata; Aves; Passeriformes; Turdidae
Gene: EIF6
Product: eukaryotic translation initiation factor 6
Exons: 6
Coding region: 280-1017 (245 amino acids)
Biological process (GO): cytosolic ribosome assembly; maturation of LSU-rRNA; assembly of large subunit precursor of preribosome
Cellular component (GO): nucleolus; cytosol; preribosome, large subunit precursor
Molecular function (GO): ribosomal large subunit binding
Source: RefSeq, a predicted model, not a curated record